Molecule: messenger RNA, 3948 nt
Organism: Pogoniulus pusillus (Red-fronted tinkerbird)
Lineage: Eukaryota; Metazoa; Chordata; Aves; Piciformes; Lybiidae
Gene: BCO1
Product: beta-carotene oxygenase 1
Exons: 12
Coding region: 161-1747 (528 amino acids)
Biological process (GO): retinal metabolic process; carotene catabolic process
Molecular function (GO): beta-carotene 15,15'-dioxygenase activity; carotenoid dioxygenase activity
Source: RefSeq, a predicted model, not a curated record
AGGAUCCAAUUAAGAGGGAGCCUAAAAUUGGAUUGUAGUCCAAGACCUGUAACAUUCAUAAGGAAAGAGCUGUUCUUAGCCCAGACAGGAGGGGACCGGGACCGCUACCGCUGCGGGAGGCGCUGGUGCAGAGCGGAGCAAGGGGUUCUUGCGGCUGGAGAUGGAGACGGGCGAGCUGUUUGGUAGGAAUAUAGAAGAACACCCCGAGCCCAUAAAAGCUGAGGUGCAAGGUCAUUUGCCCACUUGGUUGCAAGGGAUACUUCUCCGAAAUGGCCCAGGGAUGCACACAAUAGGAGACACCACCUAUAACCACUGGUUUGAUGGCUUGGCUCUGCUGCACAGUUUUACAUUUAAAAAUGGUGAAGUUUACUACAGAAGUAAGUAUCUCCGAAGUGACACCUACAACUGCAACGUAGAAGCAAACCGAAUCGUGGUGUCUGAGUUUGGAACUAUGGCUUAUCCAGAUCCCUGCAAAAAUAUAUUUGCCAAGGCAUUCUCCUACUUGUCUCACACCAUUCCUGAGUUCACAGACAACUGCCUGAUCAACAUUAUGAAAACUGGGGAUGAUUUUUAUGCCACCAGUGAGACUAACUUCAUCAGGAAAAUCGAUCCACAGACUCUGGAGACGUUAGAUAAGGUUGACUACAGCAAAUACACAGCUGUAAAUAUGGCAACUUCUCACCCACACUAUGACAGUGCUGGAAAUAUUCUCAACAUGGGCACUUCAAUAGUUGACAAAGGGAGGACAAAAUACGUUCUAUUUAAGAUUCCUUCCUCUGUGCCAGAAAAAGAAAAGAAGAAAUCUCACUUUAGCCAUGUGGAAGUGGUGUGCUCCAUCCCUUCUCGCUCUCUGCUCCACCCAAGCUACUACCAUAGCUUUGGAAUGACAGAAAAUUACAUUAUCUUCGUUGAGCAGCCAUUCAGACUGGAUAUUGUCAAAAUGGCAACUGCUUACAUCCGAGGUGUGAACUGGGCUUCCUGCCUUUCCUAUCAUAAGGAAGAUAAGACAUGGUUUCAUUUUGUAGACAGGAAGACUAAAAAAGAAAUAUCCACCAAGUUUUACACUGAUGCUAUGGUGCUUUUUCACCACAUCAAUGCUUAUGAAGAGGAUGGCCACAUUGUUUUUGAUCUCAUUGCCUAUACAGACAACAGCUUGUAUGAUAUGUUCUAUUUAAAAAACCUAAACAAGUACCUUGAGGAGAACGACAAACUCUCCUCUGUACCAACCUGCAAACGAUUCGUUGUUCCUCUGCAGCAUGACAAGGAUGCCGAAGUAGGUUCUAAUUUAGUCACACUUCCAUCAACUGCAACUGCAGUCAAAGAGAAAGAUGGCAGCAUCUAUUGCCAGCCUGAAGUACUGUGUCAAGGGAUAGAACUGCCUCGCAUCAACUAUGACUACAAUGGCAAAAAUUACAAGUAUGUCUUUGCAACGAGGGUCCAGUGGAACCCAGUUCCUGCAGAGAUUGUAAAAUUGAAUAUGGAGACAAAGGAAACACUCCAGUGGGGAGAGGACCACUGCUGGCCAUCUGAGCCUGUUUUCGUUCCCAGCCCUGAUGCAAAAGAAGAAGAUGAUGGUGUUAUUCUAAGCUGUGUUGUGAUGACUGAUCCAAAGAAAGCUCCCUUCCUGCUUAUCUUGGAUGCUAAAACGUUCAAAGAAUUGGGCCGAGCCAUGGUAAACAUAGAAAUGCACCUGGACCUGCAUGGAAUAUUUAUACCAGAGAAAGAUUUGAAGACUGAGACUGAGUAAAGUGCUGUUUAAUCCUAUUACACAGACUGAGACACCCUUCUGCUGAAUGUGGGAUAGCAUCAUUCAGGAACAACCUUACUUUAUGGCACCAAAUAACUAAAUAGAAUCUCUUCAGUGACUGUAUAGAAUCUCUUAUGAGAUAGCAAUAGUUUUUAUUAAACACAAUGAUAUGCAUAACUGGUACACAACUAUUCCAGGAGAAGAGUGAGCAGUAUUACGGGCUAAUGCUGUAUACAACUCAUGGGGCAGGGAACAGGAGACCAAGGCACCAAGAAGUGGUUUAAUUGCAUAGAAUACAGCUUUCUGAGCAAAUGAAGUACUGUAUUUAUAGGGUGGUGCAUGGUGUGAGUCACAUGUGUCUGCAGGUCAUGGACUGUUUCAAGACUGCAACUCAUGGUGCAAGAUUCCUGCUGCCAGAAAACCUCACAGUAAUCUGCAGUGAUCCUAAUAAUUUAUGGUAAUGCAGUUUCUUGGUGCUCAAUUUUUUCAAGUCCACCAUAACCAAAGUAUUACAUUGAGGUGCUACAACUUUCUAAUUUAGACCCUAAAGAAGCCUGCUUUGCUCCCAAUUUCAUGGUGCACUUUUCCCUUUUGACAAAACCAAGUAACUUGAAAUAGAAUAUAUUGGUUUGUGUAGCAUUCAAUUAUACUUUAGUGCUAUCCAAUCUUACACUUAAACAAAUUUUCCUUGUGGAGAGUAUCUGACAUUUCAUGUAACAAGAUGAUUACAUUGUGUUAAAGAUAAGCAGAAAUGUAGUGCUUAUUAAUAAUGCUACUAGUCUCUGCUAAUAAGAGUAGGUAUCUGGAUGAGGAGAGCAGUGCAUGUCUAGCAGAACUCACUUGUUCAGCAGCUGUUUAGCAAAAGGCCUGAUUUAGGCCUCAUCUGAACUACACUAGCUGAAACUACACACUCUUGUUGCUAUAGCUGAGCAUGUGCCUUACUGGCUGCUUAAGAGAAUCCAUGUUCUGACAUGGGUUUAUCAUUGCCUGUAGCAGAUGCUUCGCAUCAAAGCACACAGCUGUCAUUGAGAGUUACAAUUGAAAAGCACUUUUCAAGUGCAAAUGCCAACUAUCCUGUGACUGGGUUUGCUACAGGAAUGACAUUUCCUGAUCCCCUGACUGUGUUUCUCAUUUUUAUUGUUUGGGGCUCUGAUUUUUCUUUAAUUAAGAGCCUUUUCCCUUUUGAAUUGGAUUUCCCUGUUGUAGCUCACUUUACUCUCGGAGGCAUCUUUACUAGUGGAGAAAACUCCACCUCCAUCUAUUUCAGGCAUUCACCGUUCUGUACAUACCAUCAGACCACUCCGGUAUCUCUCACCCUUUUAUAUACACACUCUCAGUGUCGCUGCUGCUCACUGUGUUUGGCAGGUAGGAACCAGGACGAAAUCACUGUCAUUUACUAUCUCCCCAUCACAGGAGAAUCAGGACUCUGGUGGCUGGUUCACGGUUACAUAAGAUGUUUACGGCAGAGCAGGAAUCGAACCAACAUCGUCCACAGUUCUGAUUGCUCUGUGACAUCUCUGUCUCCCUCUCUAUGCUUAAGCCUUUGCACUUUGUAAGCAUAAAGAUUAUACAGGCUAGUUUAGGCUAGUUUUAGUGUAAAAUGCUCAGAUCUGGAGUUCAAAUAAGCAGAUUUGGACAUUCAAAUGUUUAUAUAUUCCUUAGAAUAGAAAUAAACACUUCAGUAAAGUGUGUCUGCAGAAAUAAGUCAUCUUUAGUGCCUUCAAGGCCCAUGACCACUACUGUUUAAUAGAACUUUCAUCUCCUAAAGAAAAAAAAAUCAUUCAACAUUUUUAUAAGGAAUACAAAUCUGGAAUGGAAGACUAACUUCUGAUGUUGGCAAAGGACACCAAGUGUGAGGUAGUUUCAUGUGAAAGAGUUUGGAUUUGACAAUGUUCUACAAACCUCUCUGGAAUUAUAAGGCAGCAAUGAAUCAAAAGUCUAACCAUUGCUACAGAUCUCCUUUUCAGAGCUCAUCUCCAGAAUUUCUUCUGUGGAAUUCAUAAUGUUUUUGCAUGAUCAUGAGUUUGGAUACAGGAGUUACUUGACUUCUGAGGAGCUAAUUGGUACUGGCAGAGAUGAUGUGAUAGGGAAAUAUUAAUAAUAAAACCAAAUCAGAAUUGUUAUCUGCAGUCCAAGAAAUCAAAUAUGUUAUUUAUGUUCAUGUAUGCUGCAGAAAAUAAAUGACACAAACCUGUCUUGGA